GCAACAACCUUAAAUGCAAACACCCAGCCCCCACAGCAGCCAAAGUAAAAAAAAAACUAGAAUAAGCCAUCAUCUCCUUCUCAGAUUUCCACUUCUUAAUGCAACCUCGCCGCCGCUCAAUGAUUCAAUCAUCAGGCGAGAGGGCAGCAAUGAGCAGGGAACCGCGCCCGCCAUGCGCGGGCUGCAAGUUCCUGCGCAGAAAAUGCCAGCCCAACUGCAUCUUCGCCCCUCACUUCCCCUCCAACCAACCCCACAAAUUCGCCGACGUGCACCGAGUCUUCGGAGCCAGCAACAUCGCCAAACUCCUCAACGAUUUGCCUCCCAACUUGCGCGAUGACGCGGUGCUAUCCCUCGUCUACGAAGCCCAGAUGCGGCUCCACGAUCCCGUCUUCGGCUGCGUGGGCAUCAUACUCGUGCUGGAGGAUCAACUGCAGAGGCUCAAGUCCGAUCUGUCACGCGCGUGGGGGGAGCUGAUGGGGUUGGAGAUGGCUGCGGGGAUGCAGGAGCAGCAAAGGAUGAUGAUGAUGAUGAUGAUGAUGGCGGCGAGUGGCAGCGGGGCGGUUGAUGAUUCCGGUUUAGUGACCGGUGGUUCGUUUGGUGGGCAUCGCUGGUGA
This is a messenger RNA of Phalaenopsis equestris, 614 nucleotides long. Its product is annotated as LOB domain-containing protein 6-like. The record is from RefSeq and is a predicted model, not a curated record. Bases 99 to 614 code for a protein of 171 amino acids. The transcript is spliced from 2 exons. NCBI's taxonomy places the organism in Eukaryota, Viridiplantae, Streptophyta, Magnoliopsida, Asparagales, Orchidaceae.